This is a messenger RNA of Rhineura floridana, 5020 nucleotides long. RefSeq names its product cleavage and polyadenylation specific factor 2 (gene CPSF2). Gene Ontology annotation, cellular component: mRNA cleavage and polyadenylation specificity factor complex. The transcript has 16 exons. Lineage: Eukaryota; Metazoa; Chordata; Lepidosauria; Squamata; Rhineuridae. Gene Ontology annotation, molecular function: RNA binding. The coding region runs from base 270 to 2621 and encodes 783 amino acids. The record is from RefSeq and is a predicted model, not a curated record. Gene Ontology annotation, biological process: mRNA 3'-end processing by stem-loop binding and cleavage.
CGCCAGUUUUUUCCUUUCGUGCCAAAAUGGCGGCGGUUGCAGGAAGUGUGGAAUACGGCUGAGCAGGCUUGUGUUCUGUUUUUCUUUACUUUUCCUCUCCUUCCCAGUUCAGGCCUCCAAUAAGUUUAGGGACCGGGAGGUAACGAGGGGCUACUAUACAGGAGUGACUCUACACACGUUCACUUAAAUUGAGUUAAUGUUCUGAGGCAAGUAAUUUAACAAUGCUGUGAAAAAUAACUACUUUUAGCAAGCAUUUUUGGGAAGGAAAAAUGACAUCAAUCAUCAAGCUAACCACCCUCUCAGGGGUGCAGGAAGAAUCUGCGCUCUGUUAUUUACUUCAAGUAGACGAAUUUCGCUUUCUGUUGGAUUGUGGCUGGGAUGAGAAUUUUUCUAUGGAAAUCAUUGAUUCCCUAAGGAAACAUGUUCACCAGAUUGAUGCAGUACUCCUUUCACAUCCUGAUCCUUUACACUUGGGUGCACUCCCAUAUGCAGUAGGAAAGAUGGGUCUGAAUUGUGCUAUUUAUGCAACCAUCCCUGUGUACAAAAUGGGCCAGAUGUUCAUGUAUGAUCUUUACCAGUCACGUCACAACACAGAGGAUUUCACUUUGUUUACCCUGGAUGAUGUGGAUGCAGCUUUUGAUAAAAUACAACAACUAAAGUUUUCUCAGAUUGUCAAUUUGAAAGGGAAAGGGCAUGGCUUGUCCAUCACACCAUUACCAGCAGGCCAUAUGAUAGGAGGAACAAUUUGGAAGAUAGUUAAAGAUGGAGAAGAAGAAAUUGUUUAUGCAGUUGACUUCAACCACAAGAGGGAGAUUCAUUUGAAUGGAUGUUCCCUGGAAAUGCUAAGCAGACCUUCCUUGCUUAUCACUGAUUCCUUUAAUGCUACAUAUGUACAGCCAAGACGGAAACAAAGAGAUGAACAGCUACUAACAAAUGUCCUGGAAACGCUGAGAGGGGAUGGAAAUGUUCUAAUCGCUGUGGACACUGCAGGAAGAGUUUUGGAACUUGCCCAGUUGCUUGAUCAAAUAUGGAGGACAAAAGAUGCUGGUUUAGGAGUGUACUCUUUAGCACUUUUAAAUAAUGUCAGCUACAAUGUUGUGGAGUUCUCAAAAUCUCAGGUUGAAUGGAUGAGUGACAAACUGAUGAGAUGCUUUGAAGAUAAGAGGAAUAAUCCUUUUCAGUUUCGUCAUCUCUCUCUCUGUCAUGGACUUGCAGAUUUGGCACGGGUUCCUAGUCCCAAAGUUGUCCUUGCCAGCCAACCAGAUCUGGAAUGUGGAUUUUCAAGAGAUCUGUUUAUACAAUGGUGUCAGGACCCCAAAAACUCUAUCAUUUUGACGUAUAGAACCACUCCUGGAACAUUAGCACGGUUCUUAAUAGAUCAUCCCUCUGAAAAAGUUACAGAUAUAGAGCUGAGGAAAAGGGUGAAACUAGAAGGAAAGGAACUUGAGGAGUAUCUGGAGAAAGAAAAACUAAAGAAAGAGGCCGCCAAAAAGUUAGAACAGUCCAAAGAAGCAGAUAUUGAUUCCAGUGAUGAUAGUGAUGCUGAAGAGGACAUUGAUCAACCAUCUGUUCAUAAAACUAAGCAUGACCUGAUGAUGAAAGGUGAAGGUAACCGCAAAGGGAGCUUCUUCAAACAGGCCAAGAAGUCUUACCCUAUGUUUCCAGCUCCCGAAGAGAGAAUUAAAUGGGAUGAAUAUGGAGAGAUUAUCAAACCAGAGGAUUUCCUCGUUCCAGAACUUCAGGCAACAGAAGAAGAAAAGAACAAAUUAGAAUCUGGGCUUACGAAUGGGGAGGAACCGAUGGACCAGGAUUUAUCAGAUGUUCCUACCAAAUGCAUUUCAGCAACAGAAUCGAUGGAAAUAAAAGCUCGCAUUACAUACAUAGACUAUGAAGGACGCUCAGAUGGGGACUCCAUUAAAAAAAUCAUUAAUCAGAUGAAGCCACGACAAUUGAUCAUUGUGCAUGGACCACCUGAAGCCAGCCAGGAUCUUGCAGAGUCUUGUAGAGCUUUUGGUGGAAAGGACAUUAAAGUUUACAUGCCUAAACUGCAUGAAACUGUAGAUGCAACCAGUGAGACCCAUAUAUACCAGGUCAGGUUAAAAGACUCCUUGGUCAGUUCCCUCCAGUUUUGUAAAGCUAAAGAUGCUGAACUGGCAUGGAUAGAUGGAGUCCUGGACAUGCGAGUAUCAAAAGUGGAUACAGGAGUGAUUUUGGAAGAAGGGGAACUGAGAGACGAUGGAGAAGAAACAGAAAUGCAAGUGGAUGCACCUUCUUCUGAUUCUAGUGCUGUUGCACAGCAGAAGGCCAUCAAGAGUCUUUUUGGAGAUGAUGACAAAGAAAUCUGUGAGGAGAGUGAGAUCAUUCCUACUUUGGAACCCUUGCCACCAAAUGAGGUUCCAGGACAUCAGUCUGUCUUCAUGAAUGAGCCAAGACUGUCUGAUUUUAAGCAGGUCCUUUUGCGAGAAGGAAUUCAAGCUGAAUUUGUGGGAGGGGUCCUCGUAUGUAACAACUUGGUGGCUGUUCGCAGGACUGAAACUGGACGUAUUGGAUUGGAAGGCUGUCUCUGUGAAGAUUUCUAUAAAAUUAGAGACCUUUUAUAUGAACAGUAUGCCAUUGUCUAAAGGAGAAUUGUAAAUAUGAUUGAUACGGACAUUUUAUUAUGGGAUCUGUUUGCAGCACACAUUUGUUAAGGGCAUUUACUAGCCAUUACCAAAGGUUUCUAGCUGAGGGUCCCAACAUUGGAACUUUACUGGAUAUAAAAUAAGGUAGCUGUAUAUAGGUAUCCUGUACAUUUUGCCAGUUCUAUUUUUCAGACUAGUACAAGAUUUUUGUUAGAAAGUACCUGUUAUAGGUUGGUUUACAGGUUUACACUUGCAGAUAUUUUUAUGAGAACUGUUAUUAAAAAAUACUGUGUUAGAUCCAGACUAAGUUAGGUGCACUUAACUUAAGACAUGAUUAACUUGCCGCAUUUAUUUAAAUGGAAGCUAAGGCAACUAACUUAACCUUAAUGGGCUGGAUGCAGACUUGUUAAGAAUGCAAAAUGUUAUAAGUUAAUGUUAGAAGUCAGUUUUCCUAUUUUGCAAUUAAAAUAUUUCCUUCCAUCCUUGAUUUUUUGGAGGGAAUGCCAAAUUCAAUAGACUAUUGACAGUUGGUCUGUUUCUUGUUGAUAGUUUCCUCCCCUGAAAAUUAAUAUGCAUACAGAUUAGCAUAUAGAUGGAUAUAGGAAAUUACCAGGAAAUUAAAAGUACUUCUUGGUGAUGCUUUCAAGGUAUCUCUCUUCGGUUCAAUCAGUUCAAACUUUAUUAUUAUAAUUAUUACUACUACAAUAACACCACCACUAAACUGGACAGUUAAAAAAGUUGUAGCUGCACAAAGAACAUUACAGUGACUUCAGCUGAUAUCGAUGAUCGCUAUUUUGAAAAUGUAUGCUAGAUAUAAUGGUGUGCAUCAAAAGUUGUUCUUCUGCUAACUAAAAGCUGAUCACAGACGACCUGUCCCCAUUUUCAGACUUAUAAUUAGGCAGCUGCUCAGAAAGCAGAUAUUUGUGAGAGGCUGGGCUGAAGCAUUGUAGGAUACUUCUCUAUGCCAGAGGGCCUGUCCAGCACGCCCCUAAGCUAGCCUGCUGCUCUCAGGGGCAGCACAGGAUGCUUUCCCAUUGCAAGAGUUGAAGUAAGAGUUGACCACCAGUUCAGUUGUCUUCUGUAUGUGCAUCCUGUAUGUGCAUCGUCCAUUGGGGGAGCGAGAUGCCAUUUUGUCUUUCAUCUCAGGAAGGUAAAUGGCUUGGGCUGGCCCUGGGUUUUUCCAACAUUGCAGAAGAGUGUUGCAUCAAUGACGUGAUCCCAAAUCCAGAGAAUUUUCCAUUUGUGCAAGCCUCUGAAGAAACUUUUUGAGACAUUUUGAUGGCCCACCAGACUUUAUAUGCUACAGUCUGUCUCUCAUUCACCAUAUUUCUUACACUGACACAACCUAAUAUAUUGUGGCACAGUACUACAAGAAAUCUACUAGUGCUUGGGUGAGAGUUGAUGGAAAAGCCCUAAUUCUUUUACUACUUCCAUUCAUGGUACUGUGGGUUGUGUCCAAAGCAGCACCAGUGGGGUUCCACUGGCACAGUGACACUUCUAUUUUCCCUGUUCCCUCCUCACCCAGAAUUUUCUUUGGAGGGUCCCUCAACCUCUGGAGCUGAUUUGAGGGUCUGCAGGGGAGAGGAGGGGAAAGUUCCAUUCCACUAGUGCACGUCUCACAAACUAGAUAAAAUGGAUACCACCCUAUGAGUCCAAGCCAUAGAAUUCUACAUUUCAUUAUGUUCAUUGAAGGGGGAGGGAAAUGUGUCCAUGUCAUCUUUUGUCGCUUUUCAGUAGGUUGCCAUUGGGCAGCAGUUCUGAGUUUUAAAAAGGUGGAUAGAUGGGGAAAUUUUGGCAGGUGAACUUUUUAUACCACUGCAACACUUCAGGCAAUGUUAUGAUUGUCAAAAUUCCUCAUUUGUUUUAAACAGCAGCCUUUUCAUAUUGUGCAAGAAUAUGUUGGUUUCAUUUCUGUCAUAAUGGUAGUAUGAAUGUCACAUGUUAAUCCUUUUCAGUAACAAUCCUCUUAAUGGCAGCCUAAAUAAAAUGUAUUUGGCACUUAAACCUAUUUCACUCUAGCGGGGUAGCCUAUGUAAUACCCUCCAGAAGUUGUACUACAACUCCCAUCAGCCCCAGCCAGUAAGGUCAAUGAUCACAGAUGAUGGGAGUUAUAGUUCAAAACAUUUGAAGGGCGCCACCUUGGCUUUCCCUGCACUGUACCAUCCCCCUCCCAGCUUUAACAGAGAACCUUCAGCUCAAUACAUCUCAAUGAUAUUGCAAUAUUGGUUUAACUUAUGUCUAUAUUCUGAUCGUCUCCUCACUGAAAAGUACUUUUAAAAAUGUGUAAUGUGUUAUUUAAGAUGGCAAGCAAAUUAUGAACUAAAACUUACUGAAGAUUUAAAAACUUUGUUUCUCAUAACUCAGUUUUUUAAAAGGAUAAUAAAACCUAUUCCACUUGA